Messenger RNA from Rhodotorula toruloides NP11, 912 nucleotides. RefSeq lists its product as uncharacterized. The transcript has 7 exons. Lineage: Eukaryota; Fungi; Basidiomycota; Microbotryomycetes; Sporidiobolales; Sporidiobolaceae. The record is from RefSeq and is a predicted model, not a curated record. Bases 1 to 912 code for a protein of 303 amino acids.
AUGUCCCUCGCCUCGCUUAUACCCGCAACACGGGUUGACCCAGCUCUCCUUCCUCCUCUACUGCCUUGGGGCGUGCGCUAUAACUUCCUCUACCCCUACUGCGACCUCUUCUCCCACAUCGUGCCCACCGAACCUGGCCCCCCUCGCUGGAACGCCGAACUCGAAGCCUACCACCGCACCUUCGAUCCAGACAUAUGGCUCUUCCUCGGCCGCGAUCACGACGACGACACGUUCGCAUUGCGCAAGUUCCGCUCGAGGUCGGUCGAGCUGAAGCGAAGGAAGCGUACGAAGGAAGUUGACGGCGGAGCGUCUCUCGCCGAUCUCGAGGCGGCCAUCGCUUCCAUCGAGUCUCGCCUGCUGACGAGGUGGAACAAACUUCUGGGUCUGCACGAGGUCCGGCAGGCAGUCCUGCGGCCGCUGAAGAUGAUGUACCCAGGUCAGUCACAGCAGCGACUUAUUAAGACGGUCCUAUCAACUAUGGACUUCGAGGGACCGCUUGCGGACCCUUCCACGCUCUGGCCGAUAUCGAUGCCCGUCCCGCAUCACUUGAAGGGCGAGCGACCGGGUAGGGUGUGCUUCGGUCACGACGGCGUCAAGUGGACGAACAUUUACCAGCCUGCUCCAUCGCCGACACCCUCAAGUAGCCUAACAGCCACGCCUCAUCUUCCGCUCCUUCGCUCGCCGUCUCUCUCGCCGGUCGUCCUGAGUUCUCCGGCUAUCCGCCGCGUACUCGCAACAGGUCUCGCUUCGUCUGGUCGCGGGUUCACCUCGAUUUCCCCGGUUGCUUGUCAUACCCACGUACACUCACACGAGGGCGACGAGGGCGACAAGCGCUCUCUUCGCCCUUCGCCUCCUCGAUCUUUCGCGCCGACACACACUCGCCCUUUUCUCCGUCCACUGUCGGACGCUUGA